Molecule: messenger RNA, 1041 nt
Organism: Drosophila sulfurigaster albostrigata
Lineage: Eukaryota; Metazoa; Arthropoda; Insecta; Diptera; Drosophilidae
Product: 23 kDa integral membrane protein
Exons: 5
Coding region: 220-900 (226 amino acids)
Cellular component (GO): membrane
Source: RefSeq, a predicted model, not a curated record
UGCCAGCACUCGGGCCAUAAGUGACGACGCUGCCGCUUCCGUACUUGGCUUCGUUGGUGCCGCAUAAACAAUGCCACUCCCCCAAGCAUAAAUACGUGGGUCAGUGUUUUAUAUAUAAUACCAGUUGCAAUUGUUGGUUAAAAAUAAACCAGCUCCCAUUAAAGAAUACAACGGAGUCUAAAAAUAAACUAGAAGCUAGUGAAAAUUGACAAUUGCAUCAUGGAGAAAACAUUCGCCAUAACACCCUGGAAAUAUGCACUACUUACCACAUGCAUUCUAAUCUCUGCACUUAACGUAUUAUUCUUUUCCUGUGGCGUCGUCACUUGGGGCGCCUCCUUAUGCGUCUAUGGCGGCUAUGCAGUUGCCCUGCUUGGUGCAUCUAUUUUCGCAGCCGCCUUUUUGGGUGUCUAUGUUUCGCUCAAGGAGUCCUACAAGUAUUCCAUUUAUUUCCUAAUCAGCACUGUCUUGGUAAUGACUAUGUUGACCGCAUACUUCUUUACCUUCUCGUCGCUGAAGGGCACUUUGUUGCGACAGUUCGAUGAUCGCGUCAAGCGUUUGUUUGAGGAGAAAUCCGUCAACGAUGAUACUAUGCAGCCCAUACACAGUUUGUUCCGUUGCUGUGGCUUGGAUGGACCACAGGAUUAUCUGGGCAAGGAGGAGGGCGCUCUGCCAGCCAGCUGCUGCUAUUCAGCUGAUUGCACCAAACCCUCGAACAUUAAUGAUGAGGGCUGCGCCACAAAGGCGCCUCGAUUCCUACUUCUGCAAGCAGAUAUCAAUUACUACGCUUCCAUUGCUAUAUUCAUACUGCAGGUACUCAGCUUGUUUGCCGCCUUUUUCAUGGGCAAGGCACGCAAGUUGAUCAAGACAAAGGAUGACGAGACUCCCAUUAAUGAGAACUAACAAGCGAAAGCAAUAGAUGCUUAGUCCAAUUAGUUGUUAAUUAUAGUAGGAAAAUGCGAAAACGAAAUAACGUCGAACCGUGGCAAAUAGUCAAAUUAUGAAUUUUAUGAUCACUCAAUAAAAUUAAUAAGAAAUACGUUA